CUGAUAGUCUCAGUGUACGGCCCCGGACCAUUCAGAGGAGUUCUCUUUGGUCAAACAUUUCUACUUGUUUUUGCUGGGGUUGCGGUUUGCUUCUCAUUUAUAUUUCUGAUCGUCUUUCUGUUCGACUUACACGAAACUCAUCUCGAUUUUUGGCCCUGGCAAUUAUCGGACUUUAUGUUUUCAUUGGUUGCAUGUAUCUGCUACAUAAUCCUUGGCUUCAUCGAAGCUUACUAUUCGACAGGAGCGUGGUCGAAUAACUGCAAUGAUAUUGGCUCAGAUGGUAUCAUUCAUAAUAACUGCCGAACAAUCUACGAAUGGGUCUUCGCUUCGGUAAUAGCUUUUCUUUUAACCCUUCUAAAUAUAUUUUUUAGCUGAUU
This is a messenger RNA of Gongylonema pulchrum, 377 nucleotides long. The record is from the annotation of a GenBank genome assembly. Lineage: Eukaryota; Metazoa; Nematoda; Chromadorea; Rhabditida; Gongylonematidae.